Molecule: messenger RNA, 501 nt
Organism: Artibeus jamaicensis (Jamaican fruit-eating bat)
Lineage: Eukaryota; Metazoa; Chordata; Mammalia; Chiroptera; Phyllostomidae
Product: lipopolysaccharide-induced tumor necrosis factor-alpha factor homolog
Exons: 4
Coding region: 1-501 (166 amino acids)
Biological process (GO): regulation of cytokine production
Molecular function (GO): zinc ion binding
Source: RefSeq, a predicted model, not a curated record
AUGAAGACUGCUGGAGACAAGCACUCAGACACUCAGAAUCUGGAAUCCGAUGAUGCUUCGACGCCAUUGCUGGAACAAAGGACCCCCAGUGUGCCAAGAUGGAAUCCUCCCCAGGAGCCGUCACCACCACCGCCACCUCCUCCUUCACCGCCUCCUCCUGUUCCUCCUCCACCACCUCCUCCUCAACCUCCAAGAAUUCAACCACCUCCUCCAAUGUACUACCAAGGCCCCCAAGUUGUUCGCACAGCUGCAUUCAGCGGUGUGCCUAGGAUGGCGUCUGUCAUGCCGAUGCAGUACCCUUGUCCCUACUGUGGGAACUACAUCCUCACAGUGACCACCCCAGUCCCAGGGGCCCUCACCUUGCUGCUGUGUACAGGCCUCUUUAUGUUUGGGUGUGUCCUGGGUUGCUGUCUCCUCCCUUUCUGCAUGGAGAGCUUCAUGGAUGUGAAGCAUACAUGCCCAGUGUGCGGGCACGAACUCUUCCGCUACCGUCGCCUGUGA